Messenger RNA from Rhodotorula graminis WP1, 2153 nucleotides. RefSeq names its product glycosyltransferase family 90 protein. The coding region runs from base 219 to 2087 and encodes 622 amino acids. NCBI's taxonomy places the organism in Eukaryota, Fungi, Basidiomycota, Microbotryomycetes, Sporidiobolales, Sporidiobolaceae. The record is from RefSeq and is a predicted model, not a curated record. The transcript has 5 exons.
CAGGCGCAGGCGCAGACGGGCCGAGUGCAUCGGGCUACGGCGGGUACGGCGGCCAAGGGUUCGAGGCGCCAGACGGCGAGGGCGACGACCUGUUGCGCGCGACGGCGCCGGGCACGUUCGAGUUCAAGGACAAGCAGGUCGCGUCGCCGGUCAACACGCUCCUCAAGCUCGUCGCCGCCGUGUUUGCCGUCCUGUGCCUCGUCGUCGUCCUCGCGCGCAUGAGCUUCAUCCCCGAGCACCACGCCGUCAAAGUCGCGCGCUUCAUGCCCCAGUCGGUGUCGUCCUUCAUGCAGGUGUACGAGGGCGGCAGUCCGGCGCCGCACCCGAUCCUGCCCUUGCUCAAGUCGGCCGCGACGAGCUGGGACAAGAAGCUCGCGGCCCAGUCGACCACGUUCGACCGCGCGACGCGCACGUACAAGAGCCGGUACGGCCUCUCGCCGCCGCCCGGGUUCGACAAGUGGUUCGCGUUCGCGACCCAGGGCCGCAACCACUCGCUCGUCGACGAGUACGACCAGCUCAUGCAGGACCUCGCGCCGUUCCGCGAGCUCGCGCCCCAAGAGCUCCGGCGCCGCACGGCAGAGCUCGCCCACGUCCCGGGCAUCUCGAUCGUCUCGAUCCGCAACGGCCAGGCGCAGGUCCACUCAAAGUCGGGCAAGUGGCUCCCGGCGCAGGCGUUCCAGGAGAUGAUCGCCUCGUUCGUGCACGACCUCCCCGACAUGGACAUCGCCAUCAACGAGAAGCCCGAGGGCCGGGUCCUCCCUCGCCAGCAGCGCCGCGUCUACAUGUCCGACUAUGGCCUCGAGGGCGAGGAGCUCGGUUUCGCCGCCGAGUGGAAGCGCGACGGGAACGUGUGGGAGGCGUACCGCCGCUCGUGCCCGACCGAGUCGGCCGCCCGCCGGCUUGUUGAGUCGGUCCGGUCCGCCGAGACGCACGGCUCGCUCGUCGUCCAGGGCCGCACGACCAACAAGGUCGACGCCGUGUCGACCCGGCGCAUCAAGAGCCAGACGGUCCUGCCCGUCACGCGCGAGAUGACGUUCAGCCACGACCUCGACGCCGAUUUCUACGUGUGCGACUCGCCGUCGCUCCACACGCUCCACUCGGCGUUUUACUCGGACCAGCGCAGCAUUGAGCACCUGUACCCGGUCUUUUCGCCGUCCAAGCCGUCGGGCUACGCCGACAUCCUCAUCCCGUCGCACCACUACUGGCAGCCGACGAGCGAGUUCACGUACGAGCUCGAGUACCGUCGAGGGCGCACCAAGAUCCCGACCGACAUGGACUGGGAGCUCAAGAAGGACGCGGCGUACUGGCGCGGCAAGGUGACGCGCGGCGCCGACACGCCGCCGGGCCACGGCUCGUCGUUCCAGAAGCAGCGCCUCGUCAAGAUGGCCAACCAGGACGCGUCGUCGUCGUCGUCGGCGACCCGGGUCCUCGUCGCGCUCGACUCGAAGACGGCCCAGCUGUCGGCCCUGCCCGUGCCCGUCCACAUCGCCAACAAGGUGACGACCGACAUUGCCAUGGCGUGCGACCCGCAGCUCGGCGAGUGCUCGUACCUGCGCUCGUUGGGCUACCGCGUCGAGCCGCCGGCGCCCAUGAGCGACGCGUGGAAGCACAAGCUCGUGCUCGACAUUGACGAGAUUGGCUUCUCGCCGAGGUUCCCGGCCCUCAUGGAGAGCAAGAGCGCCGUCGUCAAGUCGAGCAUCCAGCGCGAGUUCUGGCGUGGGUGGGCCCAGCCCUGGUGCCACUUUAUCCCGCUGUCGUCGUCCUACUCGGAGCUGUACAACCUCGUCACCUUUUUCGAGGGCUACCCGGCCUCGAUCGUCGGCGCGCGGGGCAAGAACCGCACGUCGAGCCUCCAGCCGACCGUCCUGUCGCGCCCCGCGAGCCCGAUGCCGGACCUGCCCCUCAAUGCCGACGGCUCGGCGUUCGACACGGACAAGGCGCUCAAGGACAUUGCCGACGCUGGCACCCAGUGGCGCCAGCAGCACUUGCGCAAGGAGGACAUGGAGACGUACGUCUACAGGUUGAUGGUCGAGUGGGCCCGGCUCGUGACGGCGGUCGAGGAACCGGUCGAGGAGGAGGAGGCCUGAGCGCGAGUCCGUUAGACAGAGUAUUAUUCCCCGCAUCUCCAUCCCUGCAUCAACCUGUUCAUCCUC